Molecule: messenger RNA, 5961 nt
Organism: Taeniopygia guttata (zebra finch)
Lineage: Eukaryota; Metazoa; Chordata; Aves; Passeriformes; Estrildidae
Gene: GPR83
Product: G protein-coupled receptor 83
Biological process (GO): neuropeptide signaling pathway
Cellular component (GO): plasma membrane
Molecular function (GO): neuropeptide Y receptor activity
Source: RefSeq, a predicted model, not a curated record
UUGGACACAAGACUACAGUUUUCAUUAUUGAAGCUGUGAAAUGUCUUAGUGAUAUCAACUCUACCAAGAGAACUUAAACCCAGUAUUGCACUGUUAUUAAACAUCAUGGUAUAUGAGAAUGAAUUCAGCUGUGUAAUUCAAGCAGUACAAAUGGGGACUCUGUAUUUUGAUGUUACACACAUCUUAGGAAAAGAUUUUAGCUGAAUGUGUAUGAAUAAUAGGAAUCAUAUCAAAGGCUCUUUCUCCCUUUUCACAAUUUCUUUUUCAGUCAGCUGUCAAAUUCACAGUGGCUUUGUGUUUUAUCUAUGGAAGAUAAACAUAGCAGCCUUCACUUCAGGGGAAAACAUGUAACUGGUGUGUGGAGAAAGACUGUACUGUAAAGAGAUGCUUGUCCUAAACAUUAAUGUGGUUAUACGAGGGGGCAAGAGGCUCCAAAAAUCAACAUGAUUUCUCAGAGGUCACACUGGGUAAUUCUUGAAAAAUCAUUUCUCACCCGUGUAACUUCAAUUCCCCUGCCUCAGAAAAGCUCAAAAAUUCAGCAAAGCUCAAAUGCAAAGCUCAAAAAUUCAUUAAAGCCAUGGUAGUGAAAGAUUGUUCCCAGGGGCAGGGGGAGGGAGAGAAGCACACUGUGCUGUGUAUUUAAAAAGAAAAAAAGGCAUUAUUCCUCUUUUUGAAUGCUUCCAAACUUUUUGGUGUGUCUAGCUGAAUUUUUUUAUACUCUUCUUACAAUCUUUUAUUCCCACCAGGCCUGUUUUCUAAUUGGUUAUAAUCUUGUUAAGAGUACUCUUGCACAAGUUAUUUUUGGUGACUUUUUUGGUGACUGAAUUAAUGGUCCAUCCAUAUAGCUUUAUUUCAAACAUUAUUUUUCACUUUAGAAAUGCAUCAUUUCACAGGUACCUUUUAUAAAAACCACAUUCAGCAUGCCAAAUCCUGACAUUUCUGUACAGUUGCCUGUUUUGCUGUUAGAGUGCUGGGGAUUAUUGAAUAAGGGUUAAGUUGGCAGGAGCAACUACCAAACUGCCAAAUCCGCUAUAGCCUGUUCUCUAGUAACAACCAAACUUAGGUGAGCUGCUUAAACAGCUCAUACUGGAGUAUGUUUUAAAUACAGAACUAAAUCAGAAAGGUGUCGUGAAGCAGAGAAAGACACACCACCAGUGUGGGAGACACCUGGCACAGAGACUUUCCACUGGGCUUUUCCAUGACACUUUGUGGGUAUUUUGGGUGUGCCUGCCCAGUGUGGUUGGACCACCUCCUCUGGAUCACAAGACACAGAAUGCAGCUCAGAAGGAGGGUGAGCUUGAGCUGACUUGGGGAGGAGAUUCCCAUCCUGCUGCAGCCUGGUUUAGGAGGUGACAGGGUGCCCUACUCUCCUGGAUGCACCUCGUCUUCAAAGGCAAUGGCAGCUCCAGCUCCAGCUACAUAAGGGUACCCUGCUAGAAAUAAAGAAUUAGAUCAAGGAGCAUAAAUAAACAAACCUGAUAAUUUUUGCUGAAAUACAGAUUAUAGUACAGAACAGGAUGUAAUACAUGUGAAACAGUCAGAGCUGGUGUUUGAGUGGCAGAAUGCCCUUAUGCACUGGCCAGCAGUGCUGGAAGGGAGAGGGGGCCUUGGCAGCUGCUGGAGCAGCAUAGCAAGCAGGGGGAUAUAUGCUGCUGACCCCUCUGUUCUCAUCCUAAACCUAUAAGAACGCUGCUCUGUCCUACUUUCUACUAUUUUCUUGGGCUUUUUUUUGAGAUUGGUUUCCUGCUGGUGCUUCUGAGUGGGACAUGUUUCUUCUCUCUGAAUGGUCAGGUGUGACUACCACCUUAGCAGCUCCAGCAGGCGUACUGAAAAACUUUCUCUGACACAGCUGAAUUGCCUCAAGAGCUUAAAUUGGACUAUUUUAUGGAAGAAACAGACUCUGGUAGCAGUGUGCAGAGUAGCACCGUGGGUUGUCCAUUCUGCUUGUUUUAUUGUGCCUAGCUCCUGAGGGGUGGUGAAGGGAAGGCAGCCUGAGCAGGUCACUCAGGCAGUCACAAACAUACUUUGGAAGAGUUUUUUUCCCCAGUGAGUGACCAGCUUAUAAGGCAAGCUUUUCAGAUAAUGGUCAUUUAAUUAAUGCCUGCCUUUUAUGUAUGAAACCAGCUCUGGCUGGGAUUAGUUGGCAUCACCCAGGCAGAUCUGUCCUCAGCAGAGGUGCAGCACUGUACAUGUGCACUUGGGAAGUGGCACAUCUUUCUGUUUAAGGUUUGUGGGUCUUGGUCUCCUGGUCCUGAUUUUCUAUUUCCUUAUGUAUUUUGUGGGAAAGGCAGAGGGAACACACAUGCUGCUAUCUGAUCAUCAGUGCUUGGGAGCAGCUUACAGCUUCUUUUGCUUUGGAUACUGAGCUCGCUUGGCUGGGACAGUUCCUGUUCUCUGUCCUGUGUGAUCACAUCUUUGUAACUACCUCUAUUUCUACAAACCCUAGAAAGCAGUUUCACAUCAGGCUUUUAUUCCUUUGCCUGAGAGGAAAUACCUGCCAAGGGGAAACUGGAGUAUUCCAUGUCUCUCUGAGAGAAAAAAAGGUCUUUGGAAAAAUACUCUUAAGUACAAUAAGGCAACUUGUUAUUUACAGUUCAUCUGUUACAGUCUAUUCUAUUCUAUUCUAUUCUAUUCUAUUCUAUUCUAUUCUAUUCUAUUCUAUUCUAUUCUAUUCUAUUCUAUUCUAUUCUAUUCUAUUCUAUUCUAUUCUAUUCUAUUCUAUUCUAUUCUAUUCUAUUCUAUUCUAGCUAAGAAAUAGGCUGAAACUUUGCCUGCCAAACCUGUAAAAUAGCUCAGAUUUGACAGGUCCUGAGAGAGAGCGGAGCUGGCACACAUGCUGCUGGUGUAUAAACAGCAUGGAAUUUGCUUGAGCUUGGCUGCUGGUAGAGAAAACGGAUUCUGACAUCUGAAGAUAAUGUUUUUGCCUUUCUCACAGAUGUACUUACCUCGGAGUAGCGCCCGGGAGCGCAACUGCGUGGAAAAGCAGCACGUCAGAUCUCAAAUUAUGUCACGCAGCCCAAUGACUGCAGAAGAUCCCGGCUCGGAGCUCUUCUGGGGAUAUAAGGCUGGCUGAGGGAGCAAAAGUAGCGGCGAGCUGAGGGGAGGAGAAGCAGGUUGCGGGAAGCAGGAGCAUCUCCCCGCUCCCGCUGCUCGUGUGCCGCGUUUGCAGCCCCGAGCGCGCCGGGGCUGAGCGGGGCGGGAGCGGCUCUCCCGGCGCACGGAGCGGGUGCUGCUCCCGCGAAUCAGCUCCUGCAGAGCUGGAGCGGCGCAGCGGUUCCAGAGAUGUUACCCUGUUUUGUCUGGCUCACCCUCCCCGACUUGGUUAACGCCUUUGUGACCCCAGGAAAGUUAUCCCUCAAUGGGAGCCUGGAGAAGACUUUUGUUGUCCCGAACGUGUCGGGUUUCUUUUCCUGGGAUAAUGACAGCCUGGCCGACUGGCGGAGCUUUGUGGACAGGAGCCGGUACGGAGCGGAGUCGCAGAGCACCACGGUGAAAGCCCUGCUCAUCGCGGCGUACUCCUUCAUCAUCGUCUUCGCCCUCUUCGGCAAUGUCCUGGUCUGUCAUGUUGUCAUCAAGACGAAGCGUGUGCACUCCGCCACCAGCUUGUUCAUUGUGAACCUGGCUGUAGCCGAUAUCAUGAUCACGCUCCUCAACACACCUUUCACGCUGGCUCGUUUUGUAAACAGUACCUGGAUCUUUGGGAAGGGGAUGUGCCAUGUCAGUAGGUUUGCACAGUACUGCUCCCUGCACGUCUCUGCCUUGACCCUUACAGCCAUUGCUGUGGACAGGCACCAGGUUAUAAUGCACCCCCUGAAACCUCGCAUAUCUACUGGAAAAGGUGUUAUCUACAUCUCUGUAAUCUGGAUCAUGGCAACUUGUUUUUCCCUACCACAUGCUAUCUACCAAAAGCUCUUUAUUUUUGAAUACAGUGAGGAUGUUACCCGGUGCCUUUGUCUGCCAGAUUUCCCCGAGCCUGCUGACCUCUUUUGGAAGUACCUUGAUUUAACAACCUUCAUUUUGCUCUAUGUCCUGCCCCUUCUGAUCAUCUCCGCUGCCUACAUGACAGUGGCAAAGAAGCUCUGGCUGCGCAAUGUCAUCGGGGAUGUCACCAUUGAGCAGUACGUUGUCCUUCGCAAAAAGAAUAAGAAGACCAUCAAGAUGCUGAUGCUCGUUGUCAUCCUCUUUGCAGUUUGCUGGUUCCCCUUGAAUUGCUACGUCGUCCUCCUCUCCAGCCAGACCAUCCACACCAACAACGCCCUGUACUUUGCCUUCCACUGGUUUGCAAUGAGCAGCACCUGCUACAACCCCUUCAUCUACUGCUGGCUCAAUGACAGCUUCCGAUCGGAACUGAAGGCUUUGCUCAACAUGUGCAGAAAGCCCCCCAAGCCCACAGAGCAGAGGCUUCCCUCCACAGUCCCAUCCUACCAACUGGCUUGGCCAGAAAACGGCAACUUCAAGAGGUUGCAGUCCUCCCAUGUCCUUCCACCAUCCUCCACCAUCCAGUCAGGGAAGACAGACAUCUCUGCAGUUGAGCCAAUAGUAGCUGUGAGCUAAAAGGUGGCCUUGGACUGCACACAGAUUUGGCAAGAGCUAAAAUGGUGGGAAGAUGUGGAGCCCUGAACACACAACAGGUGAUAAAACCAAGAAGGAGGUUCUGCAGGAGGCAGUAUAAAAAAGCUGCAUGUUUGAUGCAGGCCGAUGACAAUGGUGAGGAGACCCUAGAGGGGAGAAGGUAAACUCUUCCCAGGAAGGAACUUUUGUCUUUGUCAAGGUGACUUUGGACUGGCUCACAGGAUGGGAUUCUCUGCAUGUGUGUUGCUGUUACCUGCAUGACUAAGCUUUUUUAGAACUAGGACUCUGGGUGUGUUUUGCUGGUACUUAAACAACAGUUUCACCACAUCAGAUCUCCCUUCCCCUUUCCUGAGUCUCCUUGUAGCAGCAUGGAAAUGGUUGAGGUGUGGACCUUUAGGUUGCUAUCUGAGAUCCAGUGCAACUGGGUAGGAAAGCAUUCUUUCUGAACUGGGGUCUGAAAAGUCAAAACCUGUUCAGAAUGAAUGAACAGAUCUAUUCCAUAAUUUUUUUUUGGUGUAAAUGCACUUAGAGAAGUGGAGGAUAAGCUAGACAUUGAUAAAUAGGAGUCUCUUACAUAACAGGCAGUUUUUCUAAGAUAGAUUUGAAGAAAAGUGCAUGCCUAUUCUUCAAGAUGUUUUUUUCUUCAAAUAGAUAACUAAACCCAAGAAACAUACCAGAAGUUGGACAUAACUUUCACAGUUGGAGAAUGGAUAAUUAAGUGCUACUGUGGGUUUGGAUAUUUUUAUCAAAAUAUCUUUGCAUCAUUGUCAAGUUGCAGCUGAAGGAUCACACAGUUUGACUGUUUAACUUGCCUUUGAAUGUUGCUCUCUUACCCUGUAAAGCACCUGUGUACUUGUCAUUUCAGACAUUUGGGGCAUUUCAUUCCAACUAAGAAGUUGGAGUGAACUAAGAAGUUAGCUCUCUAGAAUCAAUUCAUAAAUUAACUGCUCUGAGAGAAGAGAUGGUAUCUCUGAUAGCAAGUAAUAAAAAUGGAGCAUUUUUCUGCAGCUUAUCCUCUGGUGAUUGUACAAUUUUGGUGCAUUUCAGGAUAACAGAGAGAUGUGUCCUAUUUGGAGUGUCUAAGAAAAUUCAUGACUGCAACUGUCUGAAGUAGAUUUCAGAACUUAAUGUUCUUAGCAAGAGAAAAUAUGGGUUUGAAUAAUAAAAAAAAUGGUGUUCCAAAAACUGUACCUUAUAUUGCACAGAAAAACAAUACCUCCUUGAGCUGUGGAAGUUAGUUUUAACAUCACACCAGGCUGACCCAUUCCACAUUUAACUUGCAGCAUUCAGCAGUGAAGUGAGAAAAAUUUUAUUAUAAAUGAAAAGAAAAAAAAAAAAAAAAAGUGAAGCUGUUUUUCUCAGUGUCCUGUAAUAAACUUACAGUUCUGC